UUUCCUGUGGCAUUACUUUUCAUUAGUUAGUUUAGUUUUCAGUAUAUUUUAUCACUAUAUUGUCUUUCAGAAUUUAUUUAGAAUAUGAUUAUUGUGCCUUUAUAUUUCACCUUCCCACUAAAUUCAGUUCUUUUUCUUUCUUUAUUCCUUCAUGCUUUGAUUCUGUCUGCCACACCCUCAUCAAAUAUUGACAUAAGGUUGUGUAGGCCUUGUAGGCUGCUGUUUCUUAUUGAUUUUGUAGCCAGGUCUUCUUUUGCUCUAAGGUCUUCAGCUCAAAAUGCAACUCAAUUCUGUCUUAUAGUUUAUUAGCUGUUGUAUACUGAGAGUCGAGAGAACCAUGAAUUUGUUGUGUAGAGUCCUGCUGUCCAUGUUUAUUAUCGGAUCAUUUGCAGUAGAUACUAGAAACCAAGGUGUAGUGAACAUUGGAGCUAUCUUCACAUUACGCAGUAUAAAUGGGAGAGUAGCAAAGAUUGCGAUGGAUGCUGCUGUGCAAGAUGUCAACUCCAAUCCCAAUAUUCUCAGGGGAAGGAGAUUAAAUCUUUUUGUACACGAUUCUAACUACAGUAGUUUUAUGAGCAUCAUUGGAACAUUACGGUUCAUGGAGAUUGAUACGGUGGCUGUCAUUGGUCCACAAGGUUCAGUUCUGGCUCAUAUAGUUUCUCAUCUUGCAAAUGAACUACAUAUCCCUAUGUUAUCAUUCACGGCAUUGGACCCCAGUCUCUCGCCUCUCCAGUACCCUUACUUCUUUCAAACGGCACCCAGUGACCUGUACCUAAUGAAGGCCAUAGUUGACAUGGUUGAUUAUUUUGGCUAUAAAGAAGUGACUGCAGUCUACACAGAUGAUGAUCAAUGCCGAAGUGGAAUAAUCAAGCUAGGUGAAAAGUUGGCAGAGAAACAAUGUAAAAUCUCCUAUAAAGCACCAGUUUUACCUGAGCCAUUGCCAACUCGAAAGGACAUUGAGAUUGCAUUGCUCAAGGUGAGGUCAAUGGAAUCCAGGGUCAUAGUUGUACACACUUAUCCCAAGACAGGAUUUACAAUUUUUGAUGUGGCUCGUGAUCUUGGAAUGAUGACUAGUGGAUAUGUGUGGAUUGCUACAACAUGGCUGUCCUCAGUUCUGGAUUCUAAUCCCAGUUCAGUAAACUCUAGCUCCGCUCUAGGAGUCCUCACACUUCGCCUUCAUACUACGGAUUCACCAAGAAAGCAAGCUUUUGAGUCUAGAUGGAACAAGCUGACCAAUUCCUCCAUUGGAUUGAACCCUUAUGGUCUUUAUGCCUACGAUACUGUCUGGAUUAUUGCUUAUGCAGUUCAAAAGUUUCUCAGCGAGGGUGGCAAAAUCUCAUUUUCAAAUGACUCAAGUCUAAGUGCUACAGGGGGACACACUCUGAAUCUUAAAGCAUUGAACAUUUUUGAUGGUGGGGAAAAAAUACUUGGAAAUAUAUUGCAGAGCAAUUUCACAGGUUUGACAGGUCCAGUAGCGUUUAGAUCAGAUGACAGGUCCCCGAAAAAUCCUUCAUAUGACAUCAUUAAUGUAAUGGUAACAGGCUAUAAGCAGAUAGGUUACUGGUCUAACCAUUCUGGGCUGUCUAUUGUUACCCCUGAAACUCUGUUAAAGAAACCUGGCAAUAUUUCACGCUUGAAUCAACGGCUGAAGAAUGUUGUAUGGCCUGGAGGCACAACGCGUAGGCCUAGAGGAUGGGUGCUUCCUAACAGUGAAAGACCCUUAAGAAUUGGAGUUCCCAAUAGAGCUAGUUAUAAGGAUAUCAUUUCAAAGAGCAACGACAAUGCCAGUAAUAUUGAGGGAUACAGUGUAGAUGUAUUCGUUGCUGCAGUAAAGCUGCUUCCCUAUCCACUUCCCUACGAGUUCAUCCUCUUUGGAGAUGAUCGUGAAAACCCAAGCUACAAUCAGCUUGUUGCUCAGAUCAGGGCCAAUGUUUUUGAUGCAGUAGUUGGUGACAUAGCAAUUGUCACCAAUCGUACAAGGAUGGCGGACUUCACUCAGCCGUAUAUAGAAUCAGGGCUAGUGGUAGUGGUACCAGCGAGAAGGCUGAAUUCAAGUGCUUGGGCGUUCUUUCAACCCUUCACUCUAUCAAUGUGGCUAGUCACAGCAGUGUUUUUUUUCGUCGUUGGAGCUGUAAUUUGGAUUUUGGAACACAGAACAAAUGAUGAAUUCAGAGGGCCGCCAAGAAAACAACUUGCAACUGUUUUGUGGUUUAGCUUUUCUACUAUGUUUUUUGCUCACAGAGAAAACACUGCGAGUACGCUUGGUCGAAUGGUUCUACUUAUCUGGUUUUUUGUGGUUUUCAUCUUAACAUCAAGCUAUACCGCAAGUCUGACAUCGAUUCUGACGGUGCAACAACUAUCCACUCCCAUCACAGGAAUCGAAUCUCUAGUAGUAAGUAAUUUGCUUAUUGGAUUCCAGAUAGGCUCCUUUGCUGAGAACUAUCUAAGAGAUGAACUCAAUGUUCCGACAUCCAGACUAAGGCAACUUGGGUCCCCAGAAGAGUAUGCUGAUGCCCUCGAGAGGGGGCAUGUUGCUGCGGUUGUUGAUGAACGGCCAUACGUAGAACUUUUCCUCUCUGAGCACUGCAAGUUCCAAAUUGUUGGCCAAGAGUUCACAAAGAGCGGCUGGGGAUUCGCAUUUCCAAGAGACUCGCCCCUGGCUGUAGACAUGUCAACUGCUAUUUUAACUUUGUCAGAGAAUGGCAAGCUUCAAGAGAUUCAUGACAAGUGGCUAAAGAGAAGAUUUUGUAGUUCACAGAACUCAGAGGAAGAUUCAGAUCAACUUCAAUUAAGGAGCUUUUGGGGGCUUUUUCUCGUGUGUGGAGUCGUAUGCUUUCUGGCUCUUGUAUUGUACUGGUGCUUGACAUUACACAGUUUCAGACGUUUCAACCGACAUUCAGUCAAUUUGAGUAACGAAGAUGUAGAUCAACCAGCUUUAUCAAUUCGUCCAACUAAAACGUCAGAACAUAUAAGAAGGUUCUUAUCAUAUGCAGAUGAGAAGGCUGAUAUAUCAAAGAAUAAGUUAAAGAGAAAACAGAUGGAGUCAGGAAUGUCAAGCAGUCGGCGGAUAGAUUUCACGAGAAGGUACUAUGGUUCCAAAAGAAUACAAGCUGCAACCAUAUCAUCAGUUAGAUAUUGUUAAUGCAGAUGCUUUUGUACUGCAGUACAUAUGAUAUGCACAAAAUUCUCGGUGAAUAACAUCAGUUUAUAUGCACGAAAUGUAUGUGGAAGUCUGGAACUAUCAACUAUUCAACGAGUUAAACAUGCACAAAAUAAAUUAAAACGCGCUUAAAAUCAAUUGAAGGCACUGAUGCAGCAUAAACAGAGGGAAAAUCUAAAGAAAAAGCCAACAUACGAGAUUUUCAACAGAUAGAAAACUUCA
Molecule: messenger RNA, 3382 nt
Organism: Daucus carota subsp. sativus
Lineage: Eukaryota; Viridiplantae; Streptophyta; Magnoliopsida; Apiales; Apiaceae
Product: glutamate receptor 3.2
Exons: 6
Coding region: 338-3142 (934 amino acids)
Cellular component (GO): plasma membrane
Molecular function (GO): signaling receptor activity; ligand-gated monoatomic ion channel activity
Source: RefSeq, a predicted model, not a curated record